Necator americanus (New World hookworm) is the source of this 312-nucleotide messenger RNA. RefSeq lists its product as uncharacterized. Lineage: Eukaryota; Metazoa; Nematoda; Chromadorea; Rhabditida; Ancylostomatidae. The record is from RefSeq and is a predicted model, not a curated record. The coding region runs from base 1 to 312 and encodes 103 amino acids. The transcript has a single exon.
AUGGUGCCGAAGCUGUUCGCGGCUGCAUUGCAAUGGAUAAUGCAAUGGAUAAUGAUGAAUAAUCACUUUCUUGGGAAAAAAAGGGACACAAGUGUUGACGAAAGACUCCUCUCCAGCCUUCAUUUUGCGGAAGACAUCGUUCUCUUUUCGAAAAGUGCCAGUGAAGCAGAAACGAUGCUCAAUGGACUGAAUGAACUAGGGAAGAGAAUAGGACUGCGAAUAAACAGAAAGAAGACACAGUUCAUGACGAACCCCUACUGCGAAGACCGAGGAGUACAACUUGAAGGCUUCCAAAUCUUGGAAACUCCGUAG